Dreissena polymorpha is the source of this 3077-nucleotide messenger RNA. RefSeq lists its product as uncharacterized. Lineage: Eukaryota; Metazoa; Mollusca; Bivalvia; Myida; Dreissenidae. The coding region runs from base 1458 to 2588 and encodes 376 amino acids. Gene Ontology annotation, molecular function: protein binding. The transcript has 2 exons. The record is from RefSeq and is a predicted model, not a curated record.
UAAACCUACUGUUCUUUUUUCAUGGUCGGGAAAACCGGUUUGUCAUUUUUCGUUAUCGUUUUACUUGCGCUGCUCAAUCGCCUUCGUUUUCAAGAAAGUUUUCAUUCGUGAUAAGAUCAUGUUUCGGAAUAAGUCCUGGAGAUUAUGACGAAGAAACUUGCAUUCUUGUAACUUAGAAGCUGAUGACAUCAUGUCGAUGCCGAAUCAUAUGGGUAUAAACCAGCCUAAAUCAGCAUUAUGAAUAGUUCAGAUGGCUCGAAACAGGCGAAGCAAACAGAAACACUCAACAAGGAAAGAGAGCAAUGCGUGUAAAACAGACCAAGAUUUUGAAAAUUAUUCGAAAGAUUAUAUUGAUUUCUCAGAGAAACUGUCUCGCGUUCUUGAUCACGUUGCCGUUAAUGAAGACUUAAUUCGUUUGAGAAGGACAUUCAUUCGCUGUGUUGAACGUGAACAGACACUUAUAGCCAAAGCACUUGGUAAUAACAGACGAUGUUAUUCUUUUGGAAGUCAAAUCGAGGUGACUACAACAAUUGGAAUGAUGUCUGAUGUAGACUCCUUACAGCGUUUUGAAACGUUUCGUUUGUUUCUUGACUCAGAAAAUCCACCUCUUCCGCCGCAUGAUCACCAAGUAGUGAUUAUGGUGAGCACAAACGGUUGUACCUCGCAGUUUUGUGUUUUAACAAUGACUGAACCAUCAACACAAGCACGGCGUUUUCACCCAUUGGAUACUUAUCAGGAUAACGACGAUAUCGUUAAUUUUUUUCGAUGGGAUUGGACAAAAACGGACGGCAUGAUUCCAAAUUCAGUUAUGUGUAUCGUCCCAAGACAACCGCCUGCAAUACUUAGACUAGCUAGACGACACGGGCCUGCAGAAUUUUUAGGCAAUAUAGACACUGUUAACGCGUAUUAUUGUAAAAGUCUUCCUAGGCAAUGCAAGUACGUUUUCGAAAGGCCUCGUCCCGGUCACUGGCCUUCAAUACAGACGUUGAAAAAAGCCAAGAAAUAUGGCGUCUUUAUAGUUCCUCAGGGACCACCCCCAAGUACGAAUAUCUGUACAUACGAUUUUUUUCAUUAUCAGUGGCGAUUUUCCACAAAUCUAACAGAGCGGCUUUUUAUGUUCAGUUUAGAUAAAACACAUCUUCAAGCAUAUGUCCUGACUAAGAUGAUAAGAAAGGAGUUGUUUUCGCCAGAAUAUCAAGACAGACUGAGUACAUUUCAUUUCAAAACAGCUUUCUUCUUUGCGAUCGAGAAUACCCAGCCUAGUGUGUGGAGGGCGGACAAUAUCAUCAAUUGUGUGAAGUACAUACUUGCAACUUUGAGGCGCUUCUUAACACGCCACAAUUGUCCACAAUUGUCCACAUUUUACCAUAGAAAAUGUUAACCUAUUUGAUGGGAAACUUGAAAGACACGAAUAUACCAAAUUGGUGGAUAAACUUACAAAUAUUAUUAAUUCACUGAUGGCAACGAUCGAAAAUAUAAAAAUGGAUAACAUUGGAAAGUUGCUUAAUGAGCGAGAUGCGAGCAGCCAUGAAAGCAGCAUAUAUCAUUCGAAUGGUUCAGCACUAUCUUUCUGUGUAUUGUCGUAUUAUCGGGUAGAAGAAUAUAUUUUUAAUGCAUUUUUUUUGUCAGGCCCAUCUUUCAAGAGCAGGAUAACUGAGUUUGAAAAUAAAUUUACUCUCUUAGAAAAGUAUAAUCGCGCACCGUUGGAAAAGUACAAAAAAUACGACUAUGUAUUUCAUAGCAUCAUGUCAGAUAUAGCUUGUUUGGGUGCUUCAUUAUAUUUGGAACAGAGGGCAGACGGACGUGAAUAUAAUCACGAUGUCAUAAAAAAAGCUAGACAAUUAUAUUUACAAUCUCUAGAGUCUGAUAUCAUUGGAAACUACAUGCGAUACGCUUCCUUCCUUUUCUGCAACGGAGAGUUUGAUGAAGCAUGUAAAUAUUUUGACUUGAUUGAAAAGCAGAUAGAAGCAGAUACAAAAUCUAAUCUAAUUUUGCAGUUUUUAGUUUCUCCGUCAGAGUCAUUAGCAUUGCAGAUUGCAAAUCAUUCAUGUGGGCUGUCUUACAAACAAAAAUGGUCUGUCUUUUUGAUAUUUAGACAAGAAGACGCGAUGUGUGUUCCUGAAUUCUUGCGUUGCGAAAUGUACCGUAGGCUUUGCGGCAUCAACACACCAACCCGUUUACCAUUUUAUUACAAGGAAGAGUGUAUGUGUGUGCAAAUAGAACCCUAUCUCUACUAUCUACAGUACCUUACAUACAGGGAACUCCACCGAGAGCCUCAACAGUCUCAAGCUUUGAGGAAGUUAUCGAGAUUCACUGAAAUCAUGAAACCAACAAGAAUCAUCUCACCGAAUGGCGAUAUUUUCCUAUCAUUCGCCCAUUUUGAUGCCUCUUUGAACAUGUUAGGACACUGCUUGGAACUGGAGCAGAAGUUGAAAUCGGCAUUGAACACUUACAAAGCUUCUUUGCAAAUGGUUCCUCAAAAAAAUGCGGCCGUCCUGCAUAUAAUUAGACUUCUGUGGCCAGUUGUUCAAAGCCUGUGGGCAUAUGGACAUUUAAACAACACUCUCGAAGUGACAAACAGAAAAUGAUGUAUCUUGUUAUCGUAAUAUGACUCGAACAAAAGUUAACACUUAAUGUGAUUAUUACGUCAACUUAACCCUUGGACACGGAUUCUUAUAUAGUACAAUAAUAAUAAUAAACAAAAAUAAAUAUAUAUAUAUAUAUAAUGGGAUACGCAUAUUAUACGAAGCUACAGACUAUAGAAAUGGCUACUACUUAUACUACAGUCACUACUACUAUAAGUAUUGUAUUGUUAUUAUUAUUAUUAUCAAUUAUUAUAUUCAAGUAUUUGAAGUCAUUAUCAAUCCAAAAUAUUAUUCAACACCUCUAUGGAUUUUAAGUUUAGUUGAAUAAACGGGAUUAAACUAGAAAAAAUGGGCAUGUUUUUACUCAGUACAAAUUAAUCAACCUUUUACAACAUAGAAAAGUAAAUGACUUAUUUAAAGAAACUACCUCAUUAAUUGAGUUUUAUACAUUUUAGCAGCUAAAGAAAAUUAACCAUAUAUGCGAUACCUUAU